Plasmodium falciparum 3D7 is the source of this 3678-nucleotide messenger RNA. RefSeq names its product putative OST-HTH associated domain protein. Lineage: Eukaryota; Apicomplexa; Aconoidasida; Haemosporida; Plasmodiidae. Gene Ontology annotation, biological process: chromatin remodeling. The record is from RefSeq and is a predicted model, not a curated record.
AUGGGUUACUCAGGAAUAGAUAUUAAAGAAAUAAAUGUUAAAAGAAAGAAUAGUGUCUAUUUCGACAAUGUCGAUGUAUGUAACAUUUUAAAAGAAAAUAAUACUUAUAAGCAAAAAAAACAUAUUUCAAUUAAUAUAAAUAGAAAAUGUGCAAGUUAUAAUAAUAUUUAUUACAUCAAUAAUGAUCAUCCAGGAUUAGGAAAAAAUAUAAGCUAUUAUCAAAAUAAAGACAAUAUGCAAUUAAAACACUUUUUCAAUUCAAAUAAAAUAAAUAUUCAUGACAACAAGAUAAAAACUACACAAUCAUAUUCUUAUUAUGAGCCCUUGAGGUAUCCUGCAUUUAAAAUGUCCGACAAAAUUAAAUCCGAAACGAAUGAAUUAAAGAAAAUGGACACAAAAAAAGAUGUCCAUAUGAAAGAUAUUCAUCCUAAAAAUCAUAAAAUUAGUAAAAAUGAUGACCUUGGUAAUAAUAAUAUUGAUAAUAAUAAUAAUAAUGAUGAUAAUAAUAAUAGCAAUAAUAAUAAUAAUAAUAAUAUUAAAUGCGUGUCGAAUCGUUCAACCAGUAACAAACACAUCAAUAGAAGAAAUAUGUGUAUUUUUCAUAACAAAAUAAAUAAAAAAGAAAAAAAUAUAAACGAACAAGGAGAAAAAAAUGAACACUCUAAAAUUGACCAUAAACAUUUUGGUAAUCAUAUUCUAAAGGAUGUUAAAAAUAAAAAAAAAAGUAACAAUAUAAUCCCCCUAUUAUAUGAAGAAAAUAAAAAUAAUAUAAAUAUUAAUAGUAAAAAUGGUAACUCCAAUAAUUUGGAACAUGAACAUGUUCAGGAAAAACCUGCACGUUUUCAUAAAAAAAAAAGAAAAAAAAAACAAAAUAAGCUAGCUGGAAAUAAAAUAAAAAAUAAUGGAAAAAAUGAAGAAGUAAAACAAUCCAGUGUGAUAGAAAUGGAGAAAGUAAAUUAUUUAGAUGAUAAAGUAAAUGGAAAUGUGGAAGAAAAAAAAAAGAAAAAAAAGAAAAACAAAAAUAAGGAUAAGGAUAAGAAAAGGGAUGAGGAAAAGGAAGAGGACAAAAACAAAGACAAGGAUAAGGAUAAGGAUAAGAAUAAUAAUAAUAAUAAUAAUAAUAAUAAUAAUAAUAAUAAAAAUAAUAAUAAGAAUAAGAAUAAGAAAAAGAAGAAUAAGAUUAACAAUAAUAAUAUUAAUAAAAAUAAGGAUAAGGAUAUGAGUAAAAAUAAGAGAAAAAAUAAGAAUAAAAAUGAGGUAGUAGAAGAUAAUAAAAAUAAACAAUAUCUUGAAAAAAAAGAAAAUAAUAUAAAUGAGAUACCUAAAGAGGUAAUGUAUAUUCCCAUAGAAGAACGAUGUAAAAGUAUUGUAUCGUCAAGUGAUGAAGAGAAUUUAUAUUAUGAAAAACCAUAUGAAGAAGUUGAGAAUUAUUUUGAAUUUAUUGAAAAUAAGAAUUUAAUAAAUCCAAGUGAUAUAACAAAUGAAGUAAAAUUUAUAUUACAUAUGACACUAUUAACGUUAUAUAAGGAUCAAAUUAAGCCAUCUUAUGGGAAAAUAAAGAAAAGAUUAACAUGUUUUAAUGAAAAUUUGGAGAUAAAAUAUAACUUUUUAAAUAUAUAUGCAUCUUUACGUAAUGAAUAUAUAGUAGUUCGAACAAAAAGAAAUAAUAUUUUCGUUUUAUUAAGAGAAACUCCUAAAUGGUUUUUAGGAUGGGUUAAGACAAGAUGUUUUAAAAAUUCAUAUCCCAAAAAAGUAUGGAAGAAAUUAAUAGAAUAUUUUUUAAAUAUGACUAAAUCGAAUAUGAAUAAUAAUUUAUAUGUAUCUAUGUAUAUUCCAUUUAUUAAAAAGUUUUAUGAUAAAAGAUUUAUAUUUUAUUUAAAUGAAAAAGAUAAUGAAAAAAAUAAAUGUUAUGAAAAAAUAUAUAAUUUUUCUUUUUUAUCGUUUGAUAUGAACGAACAAAAAAAAAAAAGGAACAAUUUCAACGUAUUAUUCUAUAUAUAUAAUAUGUACCAUAAUAAUUUUUCGUAUUUCUCUCAGUGUAAUGAUUAUUAUAUAAAAAAUGUAGAAAAAAACUUUUUAUUAUAUUAUACUUAUAUAUUUUUUAAUUAUGAUAAAAAUGAUUUAAAUAAUAAUAAUUCAAAUAUUGAUUUGUCAAAGAAGAAUUAUUUAUGUGAAGAUAAAAAUAAAGAUACUACUACUACAAGUAAUAAUAAUAAUAAUAAUAAUAAUAAUAAUAAUAAUGAUAAUAAUAAUAAUAAUGAUAAUAAUAAUAAUAGUAGUAGUUGUAGUAAUAAUAAUAAUAGUAGUAGUAGUAGUAGUAGUUAUAAUAAUAAUUGUAAUAAUUAUACAAGUCUUUAUGUAGAGCAUUUAUUUAAUGAUAAGAAAGAAAAUAUUUUACAAACCGAUGAAAUAAUAAAAUAUGAUAUUACAAAAAAUUUAAUAAAUGAAGAAAACAAUAUAGAUACUACCAAUAUGUUUGAUAUAUUUAAUAAUGAUAUAUAUGAAGUUGCUGACAUUUUAAAAAAAAAAAAUUUCCCCAUUUUGAAAGAUUAUUCAUUAGGUAAAAUAGCUCAUAUAAUUUAUUUAUGUUUAUAUAACGGUUUGUUAUUAGAAGAAAAUCAAAAAAUUAUUCCAGCAUGUUCUUCAAAGAAUAUUAUAUCUUCCAUUUUUUAUAUAAAGAACAAGAACAGUUAUUUAUAUGAUAAUUAUUCUCAUUUAAAUCAAAAUUUUUAUUGUGAUGAUAAUAACAUUUCUACGUAUGGAUAUGAUUAUAAUGAAAGUACAUCUAUUAAUUUAAUGACGAAAGAGUAUGAUGAUAAGAUGGAUUCAUUUUUAAACGUUUACGAAAACUUUUUAAAAAAUGAAGAAGGCUUAUUUUUUUCAAAAAAAAAAAAUAAUAAAUGUGAUGUAAAUGUAAGUCUUAAUAAAUGUACAGAGGAAUUCCACAUUCCUGCUAUUACGAAUUUAGAAGAAGCGAAAUUUAAAAUAGAACGUUUAUUAAAAAGUAGUUAUAAAAAAUGUAUAUAUUUACUUUUUUUUCGAGAAAAAUUCUUAAAAAAAUAUAAACAGAAUAUUAAUCCUUUAAUUUUUGGAUACAAUAGUUUAAUUGAAUUCCUAUUUUAUGGUUGUAGAGAAGUUUGCAAAAUAUAUAUUUUAAAUAAUAAUUUAUUAAUAGUUCAUUUAAGUUAUGAUAUAGCAAAACAUAUAAAUAAUAAUAAUGAAAAAGAAAAAGACAAAGAAAAAGAGAAAGAAAAAGAAAAAGAAAAUGUAAUAGAAGAAUUUUAUUAUUCAGAUUACUGUUAUAAUAAAACAGAAAAUAAUAAUAACAAGUUUAAUAAUUCCUCAUUAGAAGUAUGUACUAUUAUGAAAGAUAAUGCAAAAAAAAAAAAUUCUUUUUUUAUUACUUAUUCAUAUUGGAAAUAUAUGAGCAAAAAGGAAAAACAAAAUGAUAUAUUAGAUAAUGUAUCUUUUUUAAAAGGAGAACAAAAUUAUAUUUUUUCAGAUGAUAUAUGGAAAAUAAACAAAUGUUCUUUUGAUAAAACCAAUCCUAUUCAACAGAGUGGAAAGGACAUUCCCUUAUAUUACAAAAAUAUGAAAAAAAUAAAUACGGGCAUAUUUAAUAUGCCCAAUUUGGUACAAAUAAAUAAUUAUGAUUUUGAAUUUUUCAGUACCUGCUAA